AUGGGGGCGCCCAAUGAACAGGCUGCUGAGCUGGCAAUGUCCAGCCCGCCGUUCACGGUGAAAGCCGUCUUCGAGUAUGCGUCGGGCCAUGAUGACGACCUCAGCUUUCCGAUUGGUCAGGUCCUGACCGUCACCGCUGAAGAGGAUGCUGAGUGGUACUAUGGUGAAUACACAGACGGCUCGGGAGCAAAGCAGGAAGGUAUCUUCCCCAAAAACUUCGUCGAACGGUAUGAGCCGCCUGCUCCCCCGCGCCCGUCGCGCCCGGCCAGGCCGAAGAAGGAGGCUGAGCCUGCUCCCCCGCCGGCUCCGGCCCCCGUGGAAUCCCCUGUCGUGGAGAGCAACUCGCAGCCGGAGCCAGAGCUAGAGGAGCAGGCCACCGCAGAAGAGCCUGCGCACCCCCAGCCAGCUCCUACUCAAUCUUCUCAGCAGGCGGCCUCGCUUCCGCCGGCGACACAACCGGCUGCCCCUCCACCCCCUGCAGCCUCCAAGCCCCCGCCUCCGGCUGUCGCAGAGAAGCCGAGCGGUUCGUCGUUCAAGGAUCGCAUUGCCGCCUUCAAUAAGCCCGCCGCGGCACCAGUCACACCUUUCAAGCCCAGCGGCUCGUCAUCGUCCUUCAUUAAGAAGCCGUUUGUGCCGGCUCCUCCCAGCAAGGAUUCCUACGUCCCUCCACCAAGGGAACCUGCCCCCAAAAUAUACAAGCGGGAGGAAGACCCUCAAGUCCAGGAACAAAUUGCUCGCGAGCCUCCCGUCUCGGAGAGCCGGCCGCCGCCCCCGCUUCCCACUGAGGCGCCGGCGGAGGGCGAAGAAGACCAGCCCAAACCCACCAGGCUUAAGGAUAGAAUUGCCCUCCUGCAAAAGCAGCAGCUGGAACAGGCUCAGCGUCAUGCGGAGGCGGCCCAGAAAAAAGAGAAGUCGCGACAUCCAAAGAAGCAGGCUGAGGGGCCGGCUGUUCCGGCGACGCCUGGAGAGGAACUUGAAGAACCUGAAGAACCUGGAACAACUGAAGCUUUGGAGUCUGCGCGUGAUCCCAGUGUCGAUACUUUGAGGGGUAGUGCUCAUGCUCCGCAAGUGCCCACGCCCUUUUCGCCGCCAGAGGAGAUGGUCAGUGAUACCAACGACGCCGACUAUUCUGCUGCAGCAGAUUCCGAGGAUGCUGGAGAAACCUCCACCAGCAAGGAUGAGGAUGAGGAGCGUUCUCAUCCAAGCAUCCAGCGUCAGCCCUCGUCGCGCUCUGUUGAACAGCAAGGCGACGAGGCGGAUGUCGAAGAGGAGACCGGUGAAGAAGAAGAGGAAGAUAUGGACCCUGAAACCCGACGCAGGAUGGAACUGCGAAACCGCAUGGCCAAGAUGAGCGGUGGAAUGGGCAUGAUGGGUCUCUUCGGACCUCCCGGCGGCAUGCCUACUGCUGGAGCUCGCAAGCCCAAGACUCCUGGCGAGUCGGAGAAGAGACUUGGAGAGUCGGAGGUUACCUCCCCUACCAAUGCUCCCCCGGUUCCUAUGGUUCCAAUGCCUGGGAUGAACAUUGGCAGCAAACCGCCCCGUCCAUCUGCCGAUGUCGAGAAGGAGGAAGAAGAGCCUUUGGCAACCCCUGUCUCUGAGCAGCAUCCUGCAUAUGAGGUUGCUGACGUGGAAGAUACGGUCCGCGAGGGUGCUCUGCCCCGUAGGUCUACUGACCGGGCACCACCAGUUCCUCCAUCUCGUGCUCCUCCGCCCCCUAAACCCGCAGACACUGGAGAUGAAUCAGAUGAUGAGCUGUCUGUGCAUACCGGGAACUUGUCGUUGAGCGCUGCUCCGCCAGCAGUUCCUGCACCAGCGGCCCCGGACCAUGUUGACUCUCGCCGUUCCUCGGCCUACGACACCCCGUCUACCAUUGGGUCAACUCCAACUACGGAGAAGGAUAAGAGGCUUAGUCGUCCUCCUCCUCCCAUCCCGCAAAAUCCGCCUAUGCCGCCAUCGCAAGGCCGCGCUCCUCCCCCACCACCCCGGGAUCAGCUACGCCGCCGGUCCACUGCUGAUAGUCGUAGCAGUGCCAUCUCCGCACCCCGGCAGGCAGGCGAGGAAGCAGAAGGCGAGGUCACGGAGUAUGACGGUGACUAUGACACUGAUAUUGCGUCCUCAGCGAAGUUCAAGGACGCAUUGAAGUCCCACGAGCGUGACUCCAGCUUCGAUGAGGGCACGAUCACCGAUGACCAUUCUCUCCAUUCGCCCAUAAUCUCCCAGGAAACCCGCACGGCUCCACCGCCGCCUCCAAGUGCCCCAAGGGCAGUCCCACCACCUCCUCCGAGCCAGCCACCGCGAAAUGCUCGCGCAUCCAUCGACACUCCUAGAGGGCCGCCUCCACCUCCGCCCCCCAAGGAGUCAUCGGGUGGUGAUGAUGAGGAGGAGUACGAUCCUUUCAACUACUCUACUCCUCAACACGGCCUGCCUACUCCCCCGCCUCUUCCUCAGGGUCGGCGACCAGAGGCACCCCCUCCUCCGAUUCCGCAAGCACAGGCCGCCGAUGAAGAAGAUGAUCUGUACGAAGCUUCUCCCGUGCAGAGUCCGCAAAGCUAUUCUACAACGCAGCACGAAAAACGGCCUUCUCUCGCACCACCGCCCCCGCCGAGCCAAGCACCAGCCAUUCCGUCUCCAUCCGCAUCUCGAAGCCAGCGUCAGUCUAUGGAUUUUAUGAGAGCCCAGCCCAAUGUCCGGCGAUCUAUGGACGUCUCUCGUCCAUCUGUGGAUCAGGGAUGCAUUGCCCAGGACAUUGAUCUUGCUGAGAAUACCCUUUGGUGGACCCAGCCCAACACCCCUCCGCCAGUUUUCCAGAACCGCAAAGAUCUUCUUUAUGAGGUCGAAGAGUCUUCCUCCACGAAGCGAGGUGGCAAGACAAUGGUGUCCAAGGAUGUCUAUGUGCUGUUCCUUGAUUAUUCUCAGACCGUGGUGACGGUGCAAUUCGAUGCCAAAAACCCUGCAGACGCCUCCCUGGAGCAGCGCCAUGAAUCCCCGCCUCUCCAGCCCCGUCAGGACCAGCUAGAAGAGGCGCACGUCCAACUCGGCACCCGAAUCUCCGAAGCCAUCAACUCAAUCCAAAACACGACGGUGGGCGACGGUACUCCCUUCGGAUUGAUUCAGCAUCUACUCAGCCCCCUGUCUGAUGCGCUACUCCCUGUCGGCACACGAGCCUAUGGUGCAUUGGUCUACUCGAACCUGGCCAACGCGUCCGUCUCCCAGAACGACGAGAUCCGCGCCGGUGACAUCGUCAGCUUCCGCAACGCCCGGUUCCAAGGACACCGCGGCACCAUGCACCAGAAGUACAGUGCCGAGGUGGGCAAGCCGGACCACGUCGGUGUUGUCGUUGACUGGGACGGCACGAAGAAGAAGAUCCGGGCCUGGGAACAGGGUCGCGAGAGCAAGAAGGUCAAGAUUGAAAGUUUCAAGCUGGGCGACCUGCGCAGUGGCGAGUGCAAAGUAUGGCGCGUGAUGUCGCGCAACUGGGUGGGCUGGGAGACCGGCAAAUAA
Penicillium riverlandense is the source of this 3501-nucleotide messenger RNA. RefSeq names its product SH3 domain protein. Bases 1 to 3501 code for a protein of 1166 amino acids. Gene Ontology annotation, cellular component: ESCRT-0 complex. Gene Ontology annotation, biological process: protein transport to vacuole involved in ubiquitin-dependent protein catabolic process via the multivesicular body sorting pathway. The transcript is spliced from 3 exons. NCBI's taxonomy places the organism in Eukaryota, Fungi, Ascomycota, Eurotiomycetes, Eurotiales, Aspergillaceae. The record is from RefSeq and is a predicted model, not a curated record. Gene Ontology annotation, molecular function: protein binding.